Molecule: messenger RNA, 4221 nt
Organism: Hipposideros armiger (great roundleaf bat)
Lineage: Eukaryota; Metazoa; Chordata; Mammalia; Chiroptera; Hipposideridae
Gene: PRKD1
Product: protein kinase D1
Exons: 21
Coding region: 1-3450 (1149 amino acids)
Biological process (GO): protein phosphorylation; phospholipase C-activating G protein-coupled receptor signaling pathway; intracellular signal transduction
Cellular component (GO): cytosol
Molecular function (GO): protein serine/threonine kinase activity; ATP binding
Source: RefSeq, a predicted model, not a curated record
AUGCCGCCCCCUGGUCUGGUUGAAUCUGCGUCUGUGUACCGUCUUGGUGACGCCUUGGGUCCCCGCCCUCUGUACAGCUGGAGCUACAUCAUCCCAGACCCUCUUGACCGCUGGGCUGCUCCUCCCACCCCACAGGCUGUGGAAGCCUUUUUGCAGUGGUGGAUGGCCCACAGCAGCCCGGGAAAUAUUUGCUGCUGCAAAGCAGAUAUGGCUGAAGAUGAAGUCCACGGCCUGACUCUUAAGAGUUGUAAAAUUGCAAUGCCAAUGAAAUAUGCAGCCUUGCCAUGUGUCUUAGACCCAUUUGAUCAGAGCAGUGAGUGGCACAGUGCUGUUGGAGAUGGUCAAGGCUUUAUUACUGGGGAGCCGAAGGCUCCAUUCCUCUUGGAACGAGGCUCUAAGAGAAAACCACCUUGCAAGGUGCGCAGUCCUCGGGCGUUUGGAGGAGGCGGAGGGGACUGUGGGGACCGGGAGGCUCGUGGCCCCGGGCAGCGGGUCGGAGGAGAUGCGCCCCGUCCCCUCCAUCCGCAGUCGGGCAGCCCGGCCUACGGAGACCGGAGUCCCUGCGAGCAGAGGCGGACCGUGCCCGCUCCGUCCGGCCUCGGCUGGGGGAGGCUCCGGCCCCGGGAGCCACGGGGCGGCGACCUGCGGCUCCUGCGGCUCCCGCGCCAGCCGGGUGGCGGCUCCGCAGCGCCCGCCCCCCAUUCAAAUGAGGGGUCGGGGUCGGGGCCCGCGCCGUUCCUGGCGCCCGUGGCCGCGCCGGCCGGGGGCAUGUCGUUCCAUCUGCAGAUCGGCCUGAGCCGCGAGCCGGUGCUGCUGCUGCAGGACUCGUCCGGGGACUACAGCCUGGCGCACGUCCGCGAGAUGGCUUGCUCCAUCGUCGACCAGAAGUUCCCUGAAUGUGGUUUCUAUGGAAUGUAUGAUAAGAUCCUGCUUUUUCGCCAUGACCCUACCUCUGAAAACAUCCUUCAGCUGGUGAAAACGGCUAGUGAUAUCCAGGAAGGCGAUCUUAUUGAAGUUGUCUUAUCAGCUUCUGCCACCUUUGAAGACUUUCAGAUUCGUCCCCAUGCGCUUUUCGUUCAUUCGUACAGAGCUCCGGCUUUCUGUGAUCACUGUGGAGAAAUGCUGUGGGGGCUGGUCCGUCAAGGCCUUAAAUGUGAAGGAUGUGGUCUGAAUUACCAUAAGAGAUGUGCAUUUAAAAUCCCCAACAACUGCAGUGGCGUGAGGCGAAGACGACUCUCCAAUGUCUCCCUCACCGGGCUCAGCACUGUCCGCACAGCAUCUGCCGAGCUUUCGACCAGCGUCCCCGAUGAGCCCCUCCUGUCUCCUCUGAGUCCUGGCUUUGAGCGGAAACGGCACUAUUGGAGAUUGGAUAGCAAAUGUAUUACCCUCUUUCAAAAUGACACAGGAAGCAGGUACUACAAGGAAAUUCCUUUAUCAGAAAUUUUAUGUCUGGAACCAGCAAAACCUUCAGCUUCAAUUCCUAAUGGGGCCAAUCCUCACUGUUUUGAGAUCACUACAGCGAAUGUAGUGUAUUAUGUGGGAGAAAACGUGGUCAACCCUUCCAGCCCGCCCCCUAAUGGCAGCAUCCUGACCAGCGGCAUUGGGGCCGACGUGGCGCGGAUGUGGGAGGUGGCGAUUCAGCACGCCCUCAUGCCCGUUAUUCCCAAGGGCUCGUCCGGAGGGGCAGGAACUAACUCGCACAAUUUGCUUAGCCCUGGGGCAGAGUCUGACGUGGUCAUGGAAGAAGGGAGUGAUGACAAUGACAGCGAAAGGAACAGUGGGCUGAUGGAUGACAUGGAAGAGGCAAUGGUCCAAGACGCUGAGAUGGUGAUGGCAGAGUGUCAGAAUGACAGUGGGGAAAUGCAGGACCCAGACCCGGACCACGAGGACUCAAACAGAACCAUCAGCCCAUCAACAAGCAACAAUAUCCCGCUCAUGAGAGUAGUGCAGUCUGUGAAACACACGAAGAGGAAAAGCAGCACAGUGAUGAAAGAAGGGUGGAUGGUCCACUACACCAGCAAGGAUGCACUGCAAAAGUCACCAUCAGAGUCAUUUAUUGGUCGAGAGAAGAGGUCGAAUUCUCAGUCAUACAUUGGACGACCAAUUCAGCUCGACAAGAUUUUGAUGUCGAAAGUGAAAGUGCCGCACACGUUCGUCAUCCACUCCUACACGCGGCCCACCGUGUGCCAGUACUGCAAGAAGCUUCUCAAGGGGCUUUUCAGGCAGGGCCUGCAGUGCAAAGAUUGCAGAUUCAACUGCCAUAAACGCUGUGCACCGAAAGUACCCAACAACUGCCUUGGCGAAGUGACCAUUAAUGGAGAUACUUGUGACCCAGCCCCAAGUAAAUUAUGGCCUCAGUUUGUUCCACUUUACUGUAGAAAAGCACCAAUUCCAGUUCACAGAGCUUUGAUAAAAACCAAAGAGACGUUCUCAAACCUUCAUCACCCUGGUGUUGUAAAUUUGGAGUGUAUGUUUGAGACGCCUGAAAGAGUGUUUGUUGUUAUGGAAAAGCUCCAUGGAGACAUGCUGGAGAUGAUCUUGUCAAGUGAAAAGGGCAGGUUGCCAGAACACAUAACGAAGUUUUUAAUUACUCAGAUACUUGUGGCUCUGCGGCAUCUUCACUUUAAAAAUAUCGUUCACUGUGACCUCAAACCAGAAAACGUGUUGCUCGCAUCAGCUGAUCCUUUCCCUCAGGUGAAACUUUGUGACUUUGGUUUUGCCCGGAUCAUUGGAGAGAAGUCUUUCCGGAGGUCAGUGGUGGGCACCCCAGCUUACCUGGCUCCUGAGGUUCUAAGGAACAAGGGCUAUAAUCGCUCUCUAGACAUGUGGUCUGUUGGGGUCAUCAUCUAUGUAAGCCUAAGUGGCACAUUCCCAUUCAACGAAGAUGAAGACAUACACGACCAAAUCCAGAAUGCAGCUUUCAUGUACCCACCAAAUCCCUGGAAGGAAAUCUCUCACGAAGAAUGGAAGAGUAAUUAUCCCUCAGCAGCCACAGAGUCUCUGAAAAGGGCACUGAUUGGCUGUGCUUCAAUCCCAGAGUACCCCCAGGAACAAUCACACAGUCACCGCAGGAGCCUGGCUCUGAUUGGCCAUACAGAUGAUGGAGAGCCCCUCCAAUCCCAGAGGGGAAGGAAAAAGGGUAACUCAUCAAUUGUGGGAACUGACAACCUACGAAAUGGUGUUUUGAUGAGUUUGAAUCAUCUCUAUGGUAAUUUGGAAUUUCUUCAUCAGGAUUAUCAGACCUGGUUAGAUUUACGAGAGCUGGAAUGCAAAAUCGGGGAACGCUACAUCACCCAUGAAAGCGAUGACCUGCGGUGGGAGCAGUAUGCGGGAGAGCAGGGGCUGCCGUACCCCACACACCUGAUCAAUCCAAGUGCUACUCACAGUGACAGUCCUGAAACUGAAGAAACAGAGAUGAAAGCCCUCAGUGAGCGUGUCAGCAUCCUCUGAGUUCCAUCCCCUAUAAGCUGUCAAAACACUGUGGAAUUAAUAAAUACAUACGGUCAGGUUUAACAUUUGCCUUGCAGAACUGCCAUUAUUUUCUGUCAGAUGAGAACAAAGCUGUUAAACUGUUAGCACUGUUGAUGUAUCUGAGUUGCCAAGACAAAUCAACAGAAGCAUUUGUAUUUUGUGUGACCAACUGUGUUGUAUUAACAAAAGUUCCCUGAAACACUAAACUUGUUAUUGUGAAUGAUUCAUGUUAUAUUUAAUGCAUUAAACCUGUCCUCCACUGUGCCUUUGCAAAUCGGUGUUUUUCUUACUGGAGCCUCAAGUGGGUAAGAGUCUGCAGAACCUGUCCAUGAAACAGUUCUGUUCUGUGUGUCCCAUCAGUGUUGUCAUUAUAAGCAAACUCUUGAAGAGUAGAUUAUUACCAGUGUUCUAUGAACAACUCUAAAACUCAUGUGGAAAAAGUGAAUGAUGGAAGAUGGACGAGGGAGGAUAUUACAAUCCUAACACACAAAUGCAUGAGACUUUUACUGUAUAGUUUCAAAUUCUUUUCCUGCCUGGUGUGCCUCAGUAUGUUUAAACUCAAGUAAAUGCACCUCGGCACACCUCCUACUCGUAAGCCUAAAUGCCUUAGAAAUGUAAACUGCCAUAUAUAGCAGAUAUAUUUCCCCCUUUCUUACGAAGCCCUGCUGUACUCUGGAAAACCAGCAGCUAAGCAAUCUUUUGCCUUUGUGUAUUUUUCAAUAAUAACAAAUAAAUAUUCUUGUCAAAAUA